This is a messenger RNA of Nicotiana attenuata, 696 nucleotides long. RefSeq names its product probable carboxylesterase 2. Lineage: Eukaryota; Viridiplantae; Streptophyta; Magnoliopsida; Solanales; Solanaceae. The annotation marks the transcript as partial. The transcript has a single exon. Gene Ontology annotation, molecular function: hydrolase activity. The record is from RefSeq and is a predicted model, not a curated record.
UUUUCUUCUGUAUGUAUCGAUUUUAGUAGAUAUAAUUUAGUAACUAUAGUGAAAUUAACUCGUGCAGGUGCUAAUAUUUCACACUUCAUGGCAAUCAGAGCUGGGAAAUCAGACGAAGGCGCUUUAGGAAUGAAGUUUUCUGGGAUGCUCAUGAUUAGUCCAUAUUUCUGGGGAGAAAAACCUAUUGGUAUAGAGGUUAAAGAUCCAAGAAAAGCAAUGGUGGAUAAAUGGUGGAAAUAUGUUUGUCCAUCAAAUAAAGGAAAUGAUGACCCUUUGAUCAAUCCUUUUGUUGAUGAAGCACCAAAGCUUGAAGAAGUGGCUUGUGAUAGGAUUCUUGUUUGUGUUGCAGAAAUGGAUAUUCUGAGAGACAGAGGGAUAUUGUACUAUGAAUCUUUGGUGAAGAGUCAGUGGAAAGGAAAAGCAGAAAUUAUUGAAACUAAAGGGGAAGAUCAUGUUUUCCACAUCUUUAAUCCUAACAGCGAGAAAGCACUUGAUUUGGUCAAAUGUUGGGCUGUUUUUAUUAAUGAAAAGUAACAGCCUGUGAUGGUGAUAUGUUGCUUUAGGCAAAUUCUUGGGUUGCUAACUUGUCAUGUCAAAAUUUGUAUAAUUAUAAACUCCACCUGUUUCAUUCCAAUGUAAACAUUUUUUUUCCAUUCUAAUGUAGACUUUUCUAUUUGUUUUAAAGUUUUUUAAGCC